CAAAAUCAUUAAAAAAAUGUCAAACUUUGGAAAGACAAGCAUAGCUACAACAUGUCCAAGUUGCAAUUCAUCAGUCAACACAGCUGUUGAAAUGGAAUCAACUGGCACAACUCAUAUUGUUGCACUUUUGCUGUGUAUCUGCUUCUGUCCACUUGUUUGCUGUCCUUAUCUGAUGAAUUGCUUCAAAACAUCAAAUCACUACUGUCCAUCAUGUAAAACACUCUUGGGAACAUACAAAGAUUAAAUUAUCAAAAUUGAUCAUCGCUGCCUGAGAAUAUUCAGCACAAAUGGCUAUGAUCUGUUUAAAUUAAAUUCAAUUGGAUUUUCUGACUGUUUGAAUUUAUUAGCAUAGCCAAGGAAGUUCAAUAGAGUCCAGACUUUUCAGGAUGUUUAACAUUUGACACAAUUUUUUGAUUGCUUGAAUAAAGAUAAUUUUAUUUGCAUAUUUGCAGAAUUGAUUCUUGAAAUACAAUUGAUUUCAAAAUAAAGCGUUUAAAUUUACAAUGCUAUA
This is a messenger RNA of Chironomus riparius, 511 nucleotides long. NCBI's taxonomy places the organism in Eukaryota, Metazoa, Arthropoda, Insecta, Diptera, Chironomidae. The record is from the annotation of a GenBank genome assembly.